AUGCAAAAAACUCCGGAGAAGCAAGAAUUAAGUUAGGCUCUGCUCUUGUCUAUCAGUUAAUAUUCGUGGGAUAAAUAAAUUAGAUUAACAACGGAUGAGGAUGUAUUAUGUAGUUAUAGUAAAUUCUCAAAUGACCAAGGAAGUUAUUGUGAGACCAAGAAAGAUCAAGGGAAUGUGUUCUUGAAAAAAUGCAAUCAAGUUCAAAUCGAUGAUGUUUAAGGUCAAGAACAUAAAUAAUUAUUAUAAAUCUUGAGAGAGAAAGAUAAAAGAAUCGAAGAAUUAGAGCACUAUUAAGUAUGGUUGUAAGAAUAGAAUGAGAAAUUGAAGUUGAAUUAGCAAAUGAUGAUUGAAGAUUAAUCAAUGAAUUAAUUGCAAAGAGACUCAGCAUCAAAAAGACACCUCUAAAAAAUAGAAGAUCUUGAGUUGUAGAUUAGUUAAUCCGAACAGCAAUACCACAAGAGUUUGAAAAGUCUUGGAUAAUUGGAAAAAGAAAACUCUACUUUAAAAACCAAAAUAUUUGAAUAUGAACAAAAGUUAUUCUAAUAGCAACAUCAAUAGAAAGUAGCUGAAUAAAUUAAUGAAUAAUAAAAGUUGAAAUUUGAAGAACAAGAUUAAAUAAAUUAAUCUAAAAUUUAUGAAUUACAACAAUACAUCCAAUCCCAAGAGACUUACAUUAAUAAACUAUAGCACGAUGUAAUCCAUUACGACUAUUCUUCCUAGGUCUAAUUAUCCAGAAAGAAUUCUAAAGAAAACAUUAGUAAAUAGUACAAGUCGGUAGUGUUGAGAGAAAAGUCCCCCCAAUUGAAUCAGUAUGAUCAACAUCAGAUGAAUAAAUUCGUAGAAUGUAUUGUCGACAUGGUGAUGAACUGCACUUUGAGUCAAGCCCAAGCUAAACCAAGUUUGAAAGAAUGUUGGAAAUGGCUUAAAAAUAUAUUAGAAGAAUAUAUGAUUUUGAAGAAAUAAAUACUUCAAGAUACCAAUAAGGCUCAUUCUACCAAGUCCAGUUAAUUCGUAGGUAAAGAAAUCAACGGAGAGAGAAAAAGAGACCAUAGUUUCUUCAAUGACUUGAAUAGAAGAUUUUAGACUUCCGUUGAGGAUUCAGAGAACAAAUAUUUAAGAUCUAACACUCUCUUAAGUAGAGUCCAGAAAUGA
Molecule: messenger RNA, 1152 nt
Organism: Paramecium tetraurelia
Lineage: Eukaryota; Ciliophora; Oligohymenophorea; Peniculida; Parameciidae
Exons: 5
Source: RefSeq, a predicted model, not a curated record